AUGGCGGAACAACUCAACAUGAACGGCCUCAGCCUCAGCGAGCAAUCAACCUACAAGCCUCCCCACAUGCGGGGCAAGGUCCUUUCCCAGGAUCCUCGAAACCACCCGGGUCCGGGCCCUGCCAUGAACGGUGGCAUUGGUGGCAGCGCCUGGGCUCAGGCAGCACCUAACGGAUAUGGCGCCGAUGCCGGUUCUGGAAACUGGGCCAGCGCCCCUAACUUCACACCCCGCGGCAACGAGCCGCGUCCAGGAUGGGAUACUGCUACCGUCGCUCCCCCAGCCGCAUUCAACCGUCAGGGCUAUGGACACCCUGGUGCCGGAGGCGGCUCUUCUGCUCCUCGCGGUGGCGGCGAUGGUCGAUGGGUUGAUGGCAAGCACGUUGCUGGCCCUGCGAAUCCUCGCGUGGAGCGCGAGCUCUUCGGCGUUGCCGACGACCCAACCAAGCAACAGACUGGUAUCAACUUUGAGAAGUAUGAUGAUAUCCCAGUUGAAGCUUCGGGUACAGAUGUCCCCGAGCCAGUUCUGAAAUUCACCAACCCACCUCUUGACGACCACCUGCUCAAGAACAUCGAUCUUGCACACUACAAGGUCCCAACACCCGUCCAGAAAUACUCUAUUCCUAUUGUCAUGGGUGGUCGCGACUUGAUGGCUUGUGCGCAAACCGGUUCCGGAAAGACUGGCGGUUUCCUAUUCCCCAUCCUGUCGCAAGCAUUCAUCAACGGCCCUUCCGCUGCCCCAGCCGGUGCCGGCGGAAACUUUGGACGUCAACGCAAGGCAUACCCUACAUCUCUUAUUCUUGCCCCCACACGUGAGCUUGUAUCCCAGAUCUUCGAGGAGUCCCGCAAGUUUGCAUACAGAUCAUGGGUUCGCCCAUGUGUUGUUUAUGGUGGUGCAGAUAUUGGAUCUCAACUUCGCCAAAUCGAACGUGGAUGCGAUCUCCUCGUGGCUACUCCAGGUCGUUUGGUCGAUUUGAUUGAGCGUGGCCGCAUUUCUCUCUGCAACAUCAAGUACUUGGUCCUUGAUGAGGCUGAUCGUAUGCUGGACAUGGGUUUCGAGCCUCAAAUCCGCCGAAUCGUCGAGGGCGAGGAUAUGCCAGGCGUCCAGGGCCGCCAGACCCUCAUGUUUUCCGCCACCUUCCCCCGUGACAUUCAGAUGCUCGCUAGGGAUUUCCUCAAGGACUACGUCUUCCUGUCUGUUGGCCGUGUUGGUUCAACAUCCGAGAACAUUACCCAGAAGGUCGAAUAUGUUGAAGACAUGGACAAGAAGUCGGUUCUCCUCGACAUCCUCCACACUCAUGGCGCUGGCCUUACUCUCAUCUUCGUUGAGACCAAGCGCAUGGCCGAUGCCUUGUCGGACUUCUUGAUCAAUCAGAAUUUCCCAGCCACCUCUAUUCAUGGCGACCGCACUCAACGCGAGCGUGAGCGCGCCCUUGAGAUGUUCCGUAACGGUCGUUGCCCAAUUCUUGUUGCCACCGCAGUCGCUGCUCACAUUGUCGAACAUCUCGCAGACAUCCUCGAACAUCUCACAGACAUCUGGAAGCAUCAAUCACCGCCUACCUCUAUGACAACCAAUAUGGGGCCUGAGACAGAUGAUAUCUCGGUCUUUGUCCUAUGGCUGGCUUGGGCCUCUCUGUCUCUCACCAACCGCGCUCUCAAGAACCUCGUUUUCGACACUGUCUUUCCAACCGAGCAUGACAUGGAGAAAGUCAUGCAGUUCUCUCCAUGCGAAUUUGCUCCUGGCCUGCUGCAGAUCAUUCGGUCCUGCACGGCUCCUACAAUAUCCUACUUCAAGACUUUGCCUCUGCAUCUCGACAAGCUCUGGGCCGUCUAUCUACUGGUACUUGAGAAAGAUGGACAGCGUCCGAAGAUCUACAUAGGCAGUGGCACCGCAUCAUGUUAUGGCGUUAAGGGCAGGAUGUCGAGCUAUAACAGGAGAUCUCUCACCGGGAAACCUGAUAAUGCCAUACCCCACUAUGUCGAGACCUCCUUGCAAGAUGGAUACGCCAUCACUCAUAAGGGCCUGCUGGCCUGGACUCCUCUACCACUUGCUUCAGAGAGAUAUGCACUGCGAUGUCUCUUCCAAGUACUGGAAUGCGGCUUUACUCUCUGUUUCUGGGCUAUGAAGAGCCGUACAAAGGACUAUUUCAUGCCUCCUCUGUGUCCCUGGCCUCGCGAUACCCUCACCUAUGAUGGCUGCUGCACACACUUCUCGAUCAAUGAACAGGUAGUUGGCCGUGCUCAGAACAUUUCACGUGAGGAGAUCAACCGUCUCGAUGCCGAGAGAAAGAUAUUCAAAAGUCGACAAUACAUUGCAAAUAAAGGACCAGGCGUACAUGCUGCUCAAACAAUGGCGUACGGGAACAAAGCAUUGGACGACCAGAAAUUUCAAUGCACUGUCUGUGUUCUCUCAUUUCGCUCCAAUGCAAAGCUUCUGGAACACAAUCAGCGCCCUAUACACAUUAGAAAGGCCGCUGGAACUUCCACCCGCCAAAGAACCGGCGGCGGUUCUCAAUAUGCGACCGCGAAUAAGACGCAUUGGUGCGCAAUCUGCAAACAUGCUGCUUCCACAGCUGCGAGGCUUCAGGGACUUGACAUACCGAAUGUGACUCACGUCGUGAAUUACGAUCUUCCCACCGACAUUGAUGACUACGUCCAUCGAAUUGGUCGUACCGGCCGUGCAGGAAAUACCGGUAUUUCCACCGCCUUCUUCAACCGCGGCAACCGCGGUGUUGUUCGGGAUCUUAUUGAUCUCCUGAAGGAAGCUAACCAAGAGGUUCCUGCUUUCCUCGAGAAUAUCGCUCGAGAGGGUUCUAGCUUUGGUGGCGGUGGUGGACGAGGCGGUGGCCGUUCAGGUGGCCGUGGACGUGGCGCUGGAAGCAACCGUGAUUUCCGAAAGGUCGGAGGCGGUGGAGGAUUUGGCGGUGCUCCAGGCUAUGGCGGGCCACCACAGAGUGGAUACGGAGGAGGAUACGGCGCCGGUGCCGGUGGUCCUCCCCCAGCUGCCUACGGUGGUGCCCCCUCUUUCGGCGGUGGCGGCGGCGGAUACGGUAAUGGCAGUUAUGGCAAUCCAUCCGCUGGCGGACAGUCCUGGUGGUAA
Molecule: messenger RNA, 3096 nt
Organism: Venustampulla echinocandica
Lineage: Eukaryota; Fungi; Ascomycota; Leotiomycetes; Helotiales; Pleuroascaceae
Exons: 5
Coding region: 1-3096 (1031 amino acids)
Cellular component (GO): nucleus
Molecular function (GO): RNA helicase activity; ATP binding; RNA binding
Source: RefSeq, a predicted model, not a curated record